AGAGGGGCCGCCGGCCCAAAGGAGGCUUCGGUGCAAACUCGCAUAAAGGGGUAAAGAACGACAGCCGAGAGAGAAGAGAGAGGCGGUACAUCGGGGAAACUCGGCCACGUAGGCCGAGAGGCAGCAAAGACCAAAGAAAAGACAGAAAAAGCCACCGCCAAAAAGGCCCACACUAUAAAAUACUAGGCCGGCCACCGUUGGCCGGCACGAUUCCCAGACAGGAAGAAAGAGGGGCCGUCGCCCCAAAGGAGGCUUCGGUGCAAACUCGCAUAAAGGGGUAAAGAACGACAGCCGAGAGAGAAGAGAGAGGCGGUGCAUCGGGGGAAACUCGGCCACGUAGGCCGAGAGGCAGCAAAGACCAAAGAAAAGACAGAAGAAGCCACCGCCAAAAAGGCCCACACUAUAAAAUACUAGGCCGGCCACCGUUGGCCCGCACGAUUCCCAGACAGGAAGAAAGAGGGGCCGCCGGCCCAAAGGAGGCUUCGGUGCAAACUCGCAUAAAGGGGUAAAGAACGACAGCCGAGAGAGAAGAGAGAGGCGGUACAUCGGGGAAACUCGGCCACGUAGGCCGAGAGGCAGCAAAGACCAAAGAAAAGACAGAAAAAGCCACCGCCAAAAAGGCCCACACUAUAAAAUACUAGGCCGGCCACCGUUGGCCGGCACGAUUCCCAGACAGGAAGAAAGAGGGGCCGUCGCCCCAAAGGAGGCUUCGGUGCAAACUCGCAUAAAGGGGUAAAGAACGACAGCCGAGAGAGAAGAGAGAGGCGGUACAUCGGGGAAACUCGGCCACGUAGGCCGAGAGGCAGCAAAGACCAAAGAAAAGACAGAAAAAGCCACCGCCAAAAAGGCCCACACUUUAAAAUACUAGGCCGGCCACCGUUGGCCGGCACCCUUCCCAGAGAAAGAGAGAGAAGACCAAAAAAAAGGAAAUGUGGGCCCAAGCCCCUCAGACCCGGGGGGCCGGCCACCGUUGGCCGGCCCCACGCCCACACGCCGCAACCCACGGGGAAGGGCAGGCUUUCUUCACGUCUGCUUGCAAAAUGUGGGCCCAAGCCCCUCAGACCCGGGGGGCCGGCCACCGUUGGCCGGCCCCACGCCCACACGCCGCAACCCACGGGGAAGGGCAGGCUUUCUUCACGUCUGAUUGCAAAAUGUGGGCCCAAGCCCCUCAGACCCGGGGGGCCGGCCACCGUUGGCCGGCCCCACGCCCACACCGCUGGACCCACAGGGGGAAGGGCAUGCUUUCUUCACGUCUGCUUGCAAAAUGUGGGCCCAAGCCCCUCAGACCCGGGGGGCCGACCACCGUUGGCCGGCCCCACGCCCACACGCCGCAACCCACGGGGAAGGGCAGGCUUUCUUCACGUCUGAUUGCAAAAUGUGGGCCCAAGCCCCUCAGACCCGGGGGGCCGGCCACCGUUGGCCGGCCCCACGCCCACACCGCUGGACCCACAGGGGGAAGGGCAUGCUUUCUUCACGUCUGCUUGCAAAAUGUGGGCCCAAGCCCCUCAGACCCGGGGGGCCGGCCACCGUUGGCCGGCCCCACGCCCACACCGCUGAACCCAGAGGGGGAAGGGCAUGCUUUCUUCACGUCUGCUUGCAAAAUGUGGGCCCAAGCCCCUCAGACCCGGGGGGCCGGCCACCGUUGGCCGGCCCCACGCCCACACCGCUGAACCCAGAGGGGGAAGGGCAUGCUUUCUUCACGUCUGCUUUCAAAACGUGGGCCCAAGCCCAUCAGACCCGGGGGGCCGACCACCGUUGGCCGGCCCCACGCCCACACGCCGCAACCCACGGGGAAGGGCAGGCUUUCUUCACGUCUGAUUGCAAAAUGUGGGCCCAAGCCCCUCAGACCCGGGGGGCCGGCCACCGUUGGCCGGCCCCACGCCCACACCGCUGGACCCACAGGGGGAAGGGCAUGCUUUCUUCACGUCUGCUUGCAAAAUGUGGGCCCAAGCCCCUCAGACCCGGGGGGCCGGCCACCGUUGGCCGGCCCCACGCCCACACCGCUGAACCCAGAGGGGGAAGGGCAUGCUUUCUUCACGUCUGCUUGCAAAAUGUGGGCCCAAGCCCCUCAGACCCGGGGGGCCGGCCACCGUUGGCCGGCCCCACGCCCACACCGCUGAACCCAGAGGGGGAAGGGCAUGCUUUCUUCACGUCUGCUUUCAAAACGUGGGCCCAAGCCCAUCAGACCCGGGGGGCCGGCCACCGUUGGCCGGCCCCACGCCCACACCGCUGAACCCAGAGGGGGAAGGGCAUGCUUUCUUCACGUCUGCUUGCAAAAUGUGGGCCCAAGCCCAUCAGACCCGGGGGGCCGGCCACCGUUGGCCGGCCCCACGCCCACACCGCUGAACCCAGAGGGGGAAGGGCAUGCUUUCUUCACGUCUGCUUUCAAAACGUGGGCCCAAGCCCAUCAGACCCGGGGGGCCGGCCACCGUUGGCCGGCCCCACGCCCACACCGCUGAAGCCAGAGGGGGAAGGGCAUGCUUUCUUCACGUCUGCUUGCAAAAUGUGGGCCCAAGCCCAUCAGACCCGGGGGGCCGGCCACCGUUGGCCGGCCCCACGCCCACACACCACAACCCAUGACACAAAGAUACACUCCAUAACAGCAAACCGUCUAGCCUCUGGACAAAUCUAGCCAUUUCUGUAGUCAAUGAUUCCAUUAUAUUGUGAUAUUUUGAAGCUAAAUUCAUAAAGUAAGCAAUAGCAACAUAUCAUUUCAGCAUAUAGAACGACUUCUUAUGUCUCCUUGGUUGUAUAACAUGCAUUUAUGGUGCUUUAUUUGGAUAAUAAUAACCUGAUAUGAUGUGUUAUAUGCUUUUCUUCAACAAGUCCAAUCCAAGAAAUCUGCUUAUUUCAGCAGUGGUUGGCCCGUUUGGCUUUGAUCAGUGAGACUCUUCUGUGUUCAUGUUGGGUCAAUAAGACAUAAGAUAUAACUGAAGUCACAGUCAGCAUACAGCAUUACCAGCUUAAAAAACAGUGGUGUAAAAACACGGCUCGAGUCCGAGGACUGAAGAGGAGGUAGUUUGACAGUUAAAAAACUAUACAGUGCGAAAUACUAUUGGCCUGUCAAGCUAUUCUUAAAUAGGCUACAAACGACCACACAGACCUAUAAUGCUUUUUGGAGGGGGAAGGUUUUAAGGCUCUGAUGUUAGGCACAUGUUUCCAUGCAGUUCCACUGCAGGUAAGACUAGUGUGUUCUUCAGGGGUAAUUAAAGUUCUCCUGCAGAUGACCUGGAUAGAGGGAAAUGACUUCAGUUCGUUGGUAUACAUACAGUUUAAGUAAACUUGAGGAAGUACAAUUAUGAAAGAUAUAGUGUGUAAUGUAGUAGAAAGUAAUUCAAAGUAGAAACAAAGCAGAAAUGUGGAUUCCAAAGGAAACAUGAAGGCAUUAUUAAGUAAUUGUUUUUAAUAGCAUAAGAGAUUCUGAGUGAAUUGAUUCUCUACUUCUUACUCUGCGUAAGAUUAUCAUCACAUGCUCUCGACUACACCCGCACAAGGCAAUGGUACAGUAAAAGAAGACAAUUUUGAGAAGUGGUAAAGGCCAAGGUGUCCCACUUCUUUCAGUGAUUCCGCGUGCGCGGCCAGAGGGCGAGGGGAACAGCAAGAAACAGUUUCCACGAGACGGAACUUGCGCCCACUCCUUGAAAGCAGCCGCAAAGGCACACGCCCUGACGGGCAAUCGGCAACGUCCGUGUGCGCGGACAGUGGGCAAGGGGAACCAAAGGCGGCCGUUCUGCCGCCACAUCGUUGAGUACACUUCCUUUUAAGGUGAAUGGGACACUGUCCCACAGUCUGUGAUCACUCCACCCUCGUUAUUACCAACAGACCAGCAAGAAACAGUUUCCACGAGACGGAACUUGCGCCCACUCCUUGAAAGCAGCCGCAAAGGCACACGCCCUGACGGGCAAUCGGCAACGUCCGUGUGCGCGGACAGUGGGCAAGGGGAACCAAAGGCGGCCUUUCCGCAGCAACAGCGUCAAUCACAACCUCUCAGGGUGAUGGGAGACUGUAACACUGUCUUUGAUCAUUCCACCCUCUUCUAUUGUUUUACCCACAGGCCAGCAAAAAACAUUUACCACUCGGCGAAACGUUCUGCCAACACCUUGAAAGCAGCCGCAAAGGCACACGCCCUGACGGGCAAUCGGCAACGUCCGUGUGCGCGGACAGUGGGCAAGGGGAACCAAAGGCGGCCGUUCCGCAGCAAUAGCGUCAAUCACAGCCUCUCAGGGUGAUGGGAGACUGUAACACUGUCUUUGAUCAUUCCACCCUCUUCUAUCGUUUUACCCAAAGGCCAGCAAAAGGCAGUUCCCACUCUGGGUAACCUGCGCCCACACAUUGCAAGCAGCCGCAAAGGAACACGCCCUGAAGGGGGAAUUGCAUAUACCUCUAGACUCUGGCGUCACGUAGUCCGAGAGGCAGCAAAAAGAAAAGAAAAGUAAGGGGAAAAAACAAAGGGCAGCAAAGACCCCACCCUGAGCCAGCCGGCCACAGUUGACCGGCAUGCAUCCCGGAGAAUUCGGCACGGCCCUCCCACAAAGUUUUUUUUUUUCCGACUUAAGCCUCUACCCACAGCAACACUCCACCACCCCAGGGGAAGGCCGUGUACCUCUUCUAUCGUCCUGCCAACAAGCCAGCAAAAGGCUGUUCCCACUCUGGGUAACCUGCGCCCACACAUUGCAAGCAGCCGCAAAGGAACACGCCCUGAAGGGGGAAGGGCAUAUACCUCUAGAGUCUGGCGUCACGUAGUCCGAGAGGCAGCAAAAAGAAAAGAAAAGUAAGGGGAAAAAACAAAGGGCAGCAAAGACCCCACCCUGAGCCAGCCGGCCACAGUUGGCCGGCAUGCAUCCCGGAGAAUUCGGCACGGCCCUCCCACAAAGUUUUUUUUUUUCCGACUUAAGCCUCUACCCACAGCAACACUCCACCACCCCAGGGGAAGGCCGUGUACCUCUUCUAUCGUCCUGCCAACAAGCCAGCAAAAGGCUGUUCCCACUCUGGGUAACCUGCGCCCACACAUUGCAAGCAGCCGGAAAGGAACACGCCCUGAAGGGGGAAGGGCAUAUACCUCUAGAGUCUGGCGUCACGUAGUCCGAGAGGCAGCAAAAAGAAAAGAAAAGUAAGGGGAAAAAACAAAGGGCAGCAAAGACCCCACCCUGAGCCAGCCGGCCACAGUGGGCCGGCAUGCAUCCCGGAGAAUUCGGCACGGCCCUCCCACAAAGUUUUUUGUUUUUGCGAUUUAAGCCUCUACCCACAGCAACACUCCACCACCCCAGGGGAAGGCCGUGUACCUCUUCUAUCGUCCUGCCAACAAGCCAGCAAAAGGCUGUUCCCACUCUGGGUAACCUGCGCCCACACAUUGCAAGCAGCCGCAAAGGAACACGCCCUGAAGGGGGAAGGGCAUAUACCUCUAGAGUCUGGCGUCACGUAGUCCGAGAGGCAGCAAAAAGAAAAGAAAAGUAAGGGGAAAAAACAAAGGGCAGCAAAGACCCCACCCUGAGCCAGCCGGCCACAGUUGGCCGGCAUGCAUCCCGGAGAAUUCGGCACGGCCCUCCCACAAAGUUUUUUGUUUUUGCGAUUUAAGCCUCUACCCACAGCAACACUCCACCACCCCAGGGGAAGGCCGUGUACCUCUUCUAUCGUCCUGCCAACAAGCCAGCAAAAGGCUGUUCCCACUCUGGGUAACCUGCGCCCACACAUUGCAAGCAGCCGCAAAGGAACACGCCCUGAAGGGGGAAGGGCAUAUACCUCUAGAGUCUGGCGUCACGUAGUCCGAGAGGCAGCAAAAAGAAAAGAAAAGUAAGGGGAAAAAACAAAGGGCAGCAAAGACCCCACCCUGAGCCAGCCGGCCACAGUUGACCGGCAUGCAUCCCGGAGAAUUCGGCACGGCCCUCCCACAAAGUUUUUUGUUUUUGUGACUUAAACCUCUACCCACAGCAACACUCCACCACCCCAGGGGAAGGCCGUGUACCUCUUCUAUCGUCCUGCCAACAAGCCAGCAAAAGGCUGUUCCCACUCUGGGUAACCUGCGCCCACACAUUGCAAGCAGCCGCAAAGGAACACGCCCUGAAGGGGGAAGGGCAUAUACCUCUAGAGUCUGGCGUCACGUAGUCCGAGAGGCAGCAAAAAAACUGGUCUGUCUUUGAUGAUUCCCCCCUCCGAGUUAUAAAGGCACCCUCCGCGUAAGCGGGCAGAGGGCUAGGGGACCCAAAGGCGGCCGUCCCAUGACCACUGCGGCAACCACACCCGCUCUAGACAAUGGGACACUGAAAGAUGACAAUUUAGAGAAGUUCUGUCCCAAGUCGAGGUGUAUUAAUUCCAGUGGAUAAAGACAUCCUCAAAGGUUCAGAUGGACAGAUAGUAUACCUCUGUAAAGUGAGAGUCUGGCGUAUUCCUACACCUGAAAUGAUUAUCUGAAGUAUCCACAUCAAAUAUAACAGUGCUCUUUCUGUACAGGAGCUGCGAGGAUCUGUAGAAGACCAAACAGUCAUGGCUCGUGAUGGUAAUAUUUCCCCCCCCCCCCCCCAAAUAAAAAGGGAAUUGAAUGAAAUCCGAACAGAACACAAAAAGGAAGCUAUCUACCUUGGCUUUUAUGGUCUAAUUUUCCACAGAAUAUCCUUCAACCUCUACAGAGCCAGUAUUACAUGAGAGAAAACGUUUUGUAACUUCCGAAUACAGAGAUGGGCCAAAAGUAUAUUAAGUUCAACAGGGACAAAUGAA
Anolis carolinensis (green anole) is the source of this 6711-nucleotide messenger RNA. RefSeq lists its product as uncharacterized. The coding region runs from base 1265 to 2233 and encodes 322 amino acids. The transcript is spliced from 2 exons. The record is from RefSeq and is a predicted model, not a curated record. Lineage: Eukaryota; Metazoa; Chordata; Lepidosauria; Squamata; Anolidae.